AUGAUGAGCGCGACGAACGACGAGGAUCCCUUCCUCCAAGUCCAAGCAGACGUCCUCUCCCUCCUCGACACGACCCGACCGCUCUUCCAAUCGUACCUGCGCAUCCGCAGCUCGGCGUCGUCGGCCGCGAACCCGGAGCUCGUCGACGCGCGGCAGGAGCUGGAGCAGGCGCUGACGGACCUGUCGGCGGACCUGCAGGACCUGGUCGACAGCGUGCGCGCCGUCGAGCGCGACCCGUACCGCUUCGGCCUCGAGAUCGACGAGGUGGAGCGCCGCCGCCGGCUGGUCGAGGACGUGGGCAAGGAGGUGGAGCGCAUGCGCGCGGAGCUGGUCAAGACGAUAUCGACUGCCGCCGCUUCUGCUUCUUCUUCCGCGGCGGGCAAGGGCAAGGAUGCGAGCGCGAACCCGGACGUUCUGCCCGAUCCGGAUGGGUUCGAGGAGGAUGACGAUAUGUUGGGGGAUGAUGCGUAUGCGGCGAUGGAGCAGGAGAGGCAGAUGGAGCUCAUGCAGGAGCAGGAUCAGGCGCUCGAUGGCGUGUUUAGGACUGUGGGGAAUUUGAGGAUGCAGGCGGAUGAGAUGGGGAGGGAGUUGGAGGAGCAGGGGGGCAUUCUGGAGGAGGUGGAUACCGUGGCGGAUCGGGUGGGCGGGAAGCUGCAGAACGGGUUGAAGAGGGUGGGGUGGGUCAUUCGGCAGAAUGAGGACAAGUACUCCAGCUGCUGCAUUGCGGUUCUCAUUUUCGUCCUCAUCGUCAUCCUCGUCCUGCUUGUCGUCCUCUGA
Diplodia corticola is the source of this 777-nucleotide messenger RNA. RefSeq names its product snare domain-containing protein. The record is from RefSeq and is a predicted model, not a curated record. Gene Ontology annotation, cellular component: SNARE complex; endomembrane system; membrane. The coding region runs from base 1 to 777 and encodes 258 amino acids. The transcript has 3 exons. NCBI's taxonomy places the organism in Eukaryota, Fungi, Ascomycota, Dothideomycetes, Botryosphaeriales, Botryosphaeriaceae. Gene Ontology annotation, biological process: intracellular protein transport; Golgi to vacuole transport; vesicle fusion. Gene Ontology annotation, molecular function: SNARE binding; SNAP receptor activity.